Molecule: messenger RNA, 2820 nt
Organism: Toxotes jaculatrix (banded archerfish)
Lineage: Eukaryota; Metazoa; Chordata; Actinopteri; Toxotidae
Gene: bin1b
Product: bridging integrator 1b
Exons: 15
Coding region: 422-1618 (398 amino acids)
Cellular component (GO): synaptic vesicle; cytoplasm; plasma membrane
Molecular function (GO): phospholipid binding; tau protein binding
Source: RefSeq, a predicted model, not a curated record
UGCACGAAUGCAACAGUUGUCUGCUAAUAAUAACAACCUGCUGCGCCUUUAAGAGGAUGACUGAGGAGGAAACCUAAUAUCUCUCCAUAUCGAGCUCAAGUCUCCAUCAAUUAACAGUAAGAGCCGAGAACAGGACGAUUUCUGAAUCUGUCCCUGUGCGCUUUUCACCAGACUCCACCUGCUUUUUGUUGUUGUUGUUUUUUUCGUUUUUUCACACAUAACCCGGAUUAAAUUUCGCAUUGCACCUUUAAGAAGCUGUCACCGGGAUUAGAGUUACGCGCAGCAAGCCAAGUCUCUCCGGAGGGGUUUUACGCACCGUCGGCAUCCAGGGGAGGCUCUCCUUCAGCGACAUUUCUCCCUCUGCCCCUCUUCUUCCCAGCUGGUCCUGACACUAACAGGGGAGCCCUCCACACCGCACGACAUGGCCGAAAUAGGAAAAGGGGUCACCGCCGGGAAACUGGCCAUCAACGUCCAGAAGAGACUCACCAGAGCGCAGGAGAAGGUCUUGCAGAAGCUCGGCAAAGCGGACGAGACCCGAGACGCUGUCUUUGAGGAGAUGGUGGCCAACUUCAACAAGCAGAUGGCCGAAGGCACCAAACUGCAGAAAGACCUGAAAGCCUACGUGACAGCAGUGAAAACUCUGCACGAUGCGUCGCGGCGGCUGCAGGACUGUCUGGCCGACAUGUACGAGCCCGACUGGUUUGGCAAAGAGGAGAUGGACGCGCUGGCAGAGGACACAGACACUCUGUGGUUAGACUACCACCAGAACAUCACGGACAAAUCUUUGAACUGCAUGGACACGUACCUGACUCACUUUCCUGAAAUUAAGGCUCGCAUAGCGAAGCGCGACAGGAAGAUGGUGGACUUUGACAGCGCCAGGCAUCACUUCGCCUCCUUACAGAAAGGAAAGAAGAAGGACGAGGCCAAGAUCGCCAAGGCGGAGGAAGACCUGGGUCGAGCCCAGAAGAUUUUCGAGGAGCUGAACGUGGAGUUACAAGACGAGCUUCCAUCACUGUGGGACAGUCGUGUUGGCGUCUAUGUUAACACAUUCCAGAGCCUGGCAGGUCAUCAGGAGAAGUUCCACAGAGAAAUGAGCAAGCUCAGCCAAAACCUGAACGACAUCAUGACCAAACUGGAGGAGCAGCGACAGCUCAAAAAAGGUGGUACUGCAUCAGCCAAGACAGGAGAUGGUGGGAAGAGUGAUGAAGCAAACCACAGUGAAUCAGCCAGCUCAGCACCAAAGGUGGUGCUGAGACCCGGCCCCCCUCCCAGCCGGCCUCCCCCCAGACCGACGGCGUCUCCGGACCAGAGACAGCAGCAUGACGCAAACACAGGCGCCACUACCGCAACGACAGAGCAGAGCGCGGUGACCAAUGGCUCUGAUGGUGAACUCCCUCCAGGAUUCCUCUACAAGGUAAAAGCGAUACACGAAUACGCCGCCACCGACGGCGAUGAGCUGGAACUGAAUACCGGAGAUGUUGUGCUGGUUUUGGCCUUUGACAACCCAGAGGAGCAGGACGAUGGCUGGCUCAUGGGCCUGAAGGAGUCUCACUGGGUGCAGAACAAAGAUAUUUCAGCCAAAGGUGUUUUCCCUGAAAACUUUACCCAGAAAGUUUGAAACUUAUGCCACCUAAAGAUUCUGUCCCCAACUCCUCACGUGUUACCUGAGACAGACAAAGUCAAAAUGUCAUUAAAUGUCCACACAUCAAAAUAAACUGUUGCAUCUGAAUUAGAAAUGUGCAUCAAAAUACGAGAACAUCUCAGUGGCUAUGACACCGAACGUGUCAGUUUGUACUCAUCACUGAUUUAUACAAAACAAAUUAAACAAAUGUCAAAGUUAAACGAUGAUAAAGUGGGAGCCUAAAGGAUGCACAAAUAUCUCAAAUCUUUAGAUCUCAAAUUAAAAACAAAAAUAACAUUUUCCUAAUCCUAAAUUAUUAAUAUUUUGCUGAACUCAAGUGAAACACAAAACAGCGUGUUAUGAAUAUUUUAAAAGGAGAAAUAAGUCAUGGAUGUACUGUAUGAAUGUCAACGUAUUUAUGUUGUUCACUGUCAGCAGUUUUUGAAACGUGUACGCUCUGACAGUUCCUUUGCAUGAAGCAUUUGAUUGUCAUUUAUUUAUGUCAUUUAUUUUGUAACACAAACACUGUGACACCAGGUAAGAUUGCUCUAUGAAAUAUGGCUGUGCAGGUGUCCUAGACUAGAGCCCUGGAAAACACUGCAGAUAUAAACAGUACGUUUGCAGGGCUUUGCCUUGCAUUAGUAAAAUCUAUUACAGUUUUUUGGGCUUGUAGGAUUUUCAGAGGGAACAGCAGCUUUUCAUUUAUUUUACUGGACAUUUUGAGGACAUGAUUUGACGUGUGGCUUAAAUUUUCUAAUGCGCAUAUGGUUUUAUUUUGACUUUUCAAUGAUAUUUUCAUUGAAGCAUGAGGUGCUUGAAAUGCAAAACCUCAUCAUCAAACUCAGCUGCUGAUUUUGUCCUUCAUUUUCUUUAGUUACCAGUGUUGAUGACUAUUUACCACCAGUUUAGAUGCAAACCUUGUUUCCCAGUAUUGGAAGACAUAUAUACUGCAUACUUUGAGUCCAUUGCUCCAGUGCUCCAGUGCAACAGCUAAAUGAGGUUAAAACAUUAAAACACGAACCUUUGUUUGGUUCAAAAUGAGGAGCCUGUCAUCCAAAGUAGUUCUGACCAAACAUCCUGCAAAGAGCAAAGUCGAACCCAUGCAAAAGGUAUUUUUAUACUGUGUGGAAUUAAUGAACGUGGUAACUAAUGCAUCAUCUGUUGGAUCAAAUCAGUCAUUAAAGAUGAAUGAAAGAACA